AUGGCGGCGAACAUGUCAUAUCCCUAUACUCGAAGUCUGACUUAUGCUGAGUUUCCAACUAAGUUUGUUUGGAAGGACGAUGCUUUAAAGUGGUUUCCUCAAAAGCAAGGCUUCGCAAUUGGAAGACCAGAACAUGUCUGGGAUAGAUGUUGGCAUAAACUCUCAGAUGAUAUUUUGCAUCGACAAAGAACCGUGAUGAACAUGAGGGAGUUAACCAUGUCAGAUGAUGAGAUUAAUCAGUUGUGCUUAAUGGAUAUAGACAAGAUCUUACAUUCUUAUGGUAAAACCUUGAAAGACUAUCCUCCUAUGCCUUUAACAUUUGAAGUUGAUAGUUCUUUGUUAACCGAAAAGGGAUUUUUCUUUGUGUAUGGUUAUGGAGGUACUGAAAAAAUAUUUCUCUGGAACCUUAUAUCUGCUGAGAUUCACUUAAGGGGUGAUAUUGUGUUAAACAUUGCUUCAAGUAGUAUUGCAUCUUUACUUCUUCCCAAUGGAAGAACGGUACUCAAACUAACAAAAAACAUGAGACUCUCUAUAUGGACGACUGCUUCAGAUCAAGAUGAGACAGAGCAAUUUGGUGAGUGGUUAUUGAAAGUUUGUGAUGGUAUAAUAUGUGACAAUAUGGAUGGUGAAUCUGAGAUAUGUCUUCCAGGAGAUAUUGUUAUUCCUUCUUCGGACCAAGCAUUUGAUGAGUUAGUUCAUUUUUCUUAUCCAAAUAUUUUGGAUAACAUGUCCUCAAAGGAUUUUUUCAAAGCAAGAACUAUACUGGCUCCCACGCUGGACAUCGUUGAAGAGGUCAACAACCAUCUGAUGGCUAUCAUUCCUGGAGGAAAAAAAGUAUAUCUUAGUUCGGAUUCGAUUUGUAUGGAUGAAGGAAAUAUGAAGAGUCAACUAGAUCUCUAUGGUCCUGAAUUACUGAAUAGCAUAAAUUGCUCUGGUUUGCCUCCACAUAAAUUAAUACUCAAGGUUGGUGAUCUGGUGAUGUUACUGAGGAAUAUUGACCAAUCUAGUGGUCUUUGUAAUGAUACAAGGCUACAAGUUAGGAAGCUUGGAAAUCAUGUCAUAGAAUGUGAAGUCUUAACAGAUAACAAUGUUGGUCAUAUUGCUUUGACUCCAAGAAUGAAUAUGGUACCAACAAAUGAAACCAUCUCAAUUAGAUUCCAACGAAGACAGUUUUCCAUAAUAGUAUCGUUUGCCAUGACAAUUAAUAAGUCUCAAGAACAAACUUUAUCUCAUGUUAGAUUGUACUUGUCCAAACUAGUUUUAACACAUGGCCAACUAAAUGUGGCACUUUCAAGAGUUAAGAGUAAGAAAUGUUUAAAAGUUUUACUUAUGAAUCACGUAGGAAUGUCUGUAAAUUCAACCUCAAUGUUGUUUAUAGAGAAGUCUUUGAAAAAAUAG
This is a messenger RNA of Arachis ipaensis, 1398 nucleotides long. RefSeq lists its product as uncharacterized. Gene Ontology annotation, molecular function: DNA helicase activity. Gene Ontology annotation, biological process: telomere maintenance; DNA repair. The record is from RefSeq and is a predicted model, not a curated record. Lineage: Eukaryota; Viridiplantae; Streptophyta; Magnoliopsida; Fabales; Fabaceae.